UAUGAAAGGCGUCUUUGGAAAAUUCCUAAUUUCAAACCUUUACGCUUUCUCCUUCAAACUAAAAACGAAACCAACGAAUCCUCCACCAGCUGCCUGACAACCUCACCUGCCACCCUUCCGCCGCCGGCCGAGGAGCUCGCCUCCGUUGUCGCUUCUUCUCCUCCGACGUCUUUGUAACUCGAACUGCUUGACAGUUUACAAUAAAACACGAAGAGAGAUGCCAAAUUUGUGUAGCGAACUAGAAAAACAUGACACUGAUUCUGGGCAUCAUCCGGGGGAGGAUAGUGAAUAUGCUAGGCUGGUUGUUUCUAAUGAACCGACUGCUGAUGGAAUGGGCAUCUUACAACCUAGAUCACCCGUGAGGAGUAAAACGUUCAGCUGGUGGAUCAAAGCCUUUGUGUGCUGCUUUUUAGCAAUUAUAUUGCUUAUUGUUUUCUUUAAAUGGGGAGCACCGUUUCUUUUUGAGAAGGUUCUAAUCCCGACCAUGAGAUGGGAAGCAACUGCCUUUGGUCGCCCUAUUCUUGCUGUUGUGCUUGUUACUUCUCUUGCCCUGUUUCCUGUGUUCUUAAUACCUUCCGGUCCAUCCAUGUGGUUGGCUGGGAUGAUUUUUGGCUAUGGUCUUGGAUUCCUCAUAAUUAUGGUCGGAACAACCAUCGGAAUGGUCCUACCAUAUUUGGUUGGACUGCUUUUCCAUGAACGUAUCCAUCACUGGUUAAGGAAAUGGCCCCAAACAGCUGCUGUGGUUCGACUUGCAGGAGAAGGAGACUGGUUCCAUCAAUUUAAAGUGGUUGCUCUGUUUAGAGUUUCACCUUUUCCUUACACAAUAUUCAACUAUGCAGUUGUGGUAACCAGCAUGAAGUUUUGGCCCUACUUAUGGGGAUCGAUCACUGGAAUGAUUCCAGAAGCUUUUAUUUAUAUCUACAGUGGUCGAUUAAUAAGGACAUUAGCCGAUGUUAGUUAUGGCAACCAUCGCUUCACCACUGUGGAAAUUGUAUACAAUGUUGUUUCCUUCAUCAUAGCAAUUAUUACCACAAUUGCUUUUACCGUUUAUGCAAAGAGAGCUUUAAAUGAUCUUGGUAACCGAGAGACUGUCGUGGAGGACGAGCACGCCUCUUGCCCGGGUGGCCUGGAGAUGGAGAACCUUCGAUAUGAAAAGUGGUAAGCUUGUGGGGGUCAUUGUCUACCAUCAUAGCUUGGAUUGGUAAGGAUAAGAUAAUUGAGUUAGAAAUGUAUAUUGGAUUUGAUUUAGGUUUUCCAUGAUGAUGUUCAUUUUGUGAGACUUGAUUUCUAUUCAUCUUUUGCGCGUAAAUAAAUUUAAACAGGGUAAAAUG
Molecule: messenger RNA, 1331 nt
Organism: Hibiscus syriacus
Lineage: Eukaryota; Viridiplantae; Streptophyta; Magnoliopsida; Malvales; Malvaceae
Exons: 5
Coding region: 218-1162 (314 amino acids)
Source: RefSeq, a predicted model, not a curated record